CUUUAGAAUAAAACUAUUAAGAAUUCCUUGGAGAUUUUGAUAGAACAAUAUAAUAGUUUUGUUAGGAGUAUAGAAUUUUCAGUAUAAGUCCAAUUUAAAUUUUUCAUUAUAGUUAUUAUUAGUUGUAAUACAAAGAGACUCUAAAUAUCAUAGAUGUAUUCAUACAUGGAAUAUCUCCAGAAAUGUUUUAAUAAGACGACUAAUUGGAAUGAAGAUAAUAUAUUUUCAAAUAUUACUGCUUCUUCCGAAGCUUUACUUGAAUUUCCAAUUCCUAAUGGGUUGAAAAUGGAAGCUUCAUCGAAGGCUACUGAAUUUCUGGCUUCAAGUUUAACAUUAUCUAAUUAUCAUUCUAUUAAUGGUUCACUAGCAUAUUUAUAUUCUUCAGUACCUUUAAAAAAUACCAUGGGUACUAAAGAAAUUUCACUUCAAGAUGCUAUUGCAGGAUUUCGAAUAUUAGAACCUAGCUUUACUACUUCAAAAAGAAAAAUUAAUAAAUCAUUUUCUAAAAGUUCUUUAUUAUAUGGUAGAAUGUAUUUCCCUGGUUCAGCUCUUGAAGCUAUGAUUAUAAAACGAUUUUCAGAUCAAACACAAUUUCUUAUUAAAUGUAUAAGUAAUCCUCAUAUGGAUAAAAGUGGUACAAUGAUUAUAUAUUUCCAACAAAAUAGACCAAAAUAUCUGAGAGAAAUAAUAUAUUCUACUAAUGAUUCAUUAUUAGGUAUACGAUGGUUAUAUAAUUUUGGUACUUCUGAUAAUUUAACUAGUUUGAAUUCAACAUUAAUACCCAAGUUUGAUAAUUCAGUUAUAUCGGUUGGUUCAGAACUUUGGUAUGCUGCUCGCACAAUGAGUCCUGGUUUUUCAUCGGCAUUCAGAUAUUCAACUCGUUCAACUUCUACAGGUAAACCAUUAACUAUGACAUUAGCAGUAAAUCCAAUCUUAGGACAUUUAUCAUCAACAUAUACUGUCAAAACUUCAGUUGCCUCAACUUUCUCAUCUAAGUAUGAUUUUAAUUUCUUUUCAUAUGCCAGUAAUCUAUCUUUAGGAUUUGAAUUUUAUAAUUAUUCCAAAGCGAAUUCUUCAUUUAUUAAUGGAGAGAUUAAUUCAUCAUCAGAAGAAAAUAAACAUUUACGAGAAUUAGCUGGUAAUCAUCAUAUUCAAGCAUCAACUAUCCCAUUCCGUCCUCAUGCUUCCAUUACGAAUCAUGAUCAAAAUAGUCUUAUAAUAAAUCCUAUACAAAACUAUGAUAAUUAUUAUCAUAUUAAUCCUAAUCUUUUACCCCAAAAUGCGCAUGGAUCAGGGAAUACAGGUCAUGGAGAAUCAGGUGGUACAAGAAAUAGAACAAGAACAGGAAUUGGAGCAGGAAUUGGAGCAGGAAUUGGAGCUGGUAGGAAUAAAAAUAAAAAGAAUGUUCAUUUAGAAAGUGUUACUACAGCUUUUCAAAAUUUAGUAAAUGAUAGUGACUUUUCUAGUGUAUUAAAAGUAUCAUCGAGUUUAAAUGAUAGAAUGAUUAAAUUACUCUGGGAGGGUAGAGUUAAAGAUUUUUUAGUUAGCACUGGUGUUAAACUCUCACUCAAUCCAGCAACCAAUACUCCGGAGUUUAAUAGGUUUGGUAUAACCUUUUCAUAUGCUUGUUAAAUAGUUAAUGUAUUAUAAAUAUAAAGUAAUGUAUAAAUGGUAAAGACAGAAUCCUGCACACAGCCCCACCAGCCAAUGAAAAAAAAA
Messenger RNA from Scheffersomyces amazonensis, 1719 nucleotides. RefSeq names its product Mdm10p (gene MDM10). Gene Ontology annotation, biological process: protein insertion into mitochondrial outer membrane; phospholipid transport; establishment of mitochondrion localization. Bases 154 to 1632 code for a protein of 492 amino acids. The record is from RefSeq and is a predicted model, not a curated record. The transcript has a single exon. Gene Ontology annotation, cellular component: ERMES complex; SAM complex. NCBI's taxonomy places the organism in Eukaryota, Fungi, Ascomycota, Pichiomycetes, Serinales, Debaryomycetaceae.